UAAUUCAUCGUCGUGCCAAAUACCAAAAAACAAUAGAAAAAUUGUAUAAUUUAAAUAAAAACAAGACAACUACCAAUGGCUGAUUCGGAUGAUGAAUACGACCGCAAGCGGCGCGACAAGUUUCGUGGAGAACGCGAGAGCUAUAGGACGGAGCGACGGGAUGAGCGUCGCCCCAUAGGUGGUGCUGGCGGAGGCCGGGACGAAUGGCCGGAGCGCAAUCCCUUCAGGGGUGGAGGUGCUGGAGGCGGAGGUGUUCAGCGUCAUCGACCUGAUUACAGCGAUUACCGCGGUCCAGGUCCACGGCCACGAUACGGCUCUCCCGGCCGCGAGAUGCCACCAGCGAAACGUAUGCGUCCUGACUGGGGUGACGGAGAUGGACGCCCAGGUCCACGAUAUGGUGGCUAUGACCCCUAUCUGAUGCAGGCGUGGACCGAUCACUAUCAGUCGAUGCACUCGGCGUACCACCACGCAAGUCACCCACAGCCAGUGCGAGAGCUACCAAUCUUAGGGGGAGACACACUGACUCAGCCGGCUAUGCUGACAUUGAAACAGUUCCUGGACACACAGGACGAGAACAUUUCCGAUUCGGAGGUGAUGCGCAAGUACACCGAAUACAAGACGGACUUUAAGCGGCAGCAGCUGAACGAGUUCUUUGUGGCCCACAAGGAUGAGGAAUGGUUCAAGAAUAAAUACCAUCCCGAGGACAGUGUGAAUCGCAAAGAGGAGCAACGCGGAUUUCUGCGGAGACGCACAGAUGUGUUUGUGGAACUUCUGGAGAAUGGCACCAUUGGCAGCGUCAAGGUAGAUUCCUCCCAUAGCGAUGCGCUGAUCAAGGUUUUGGAUACGUGUGUGAUCAAGCUGGAAGGGGGAACCGACGAGGAUCUUAAGGUUCUCGAUGAGAAGCCAGUAGUCAAGGAUCCGGUUGUCUUCGAGCGAAAGCCAGAGCCAGAUGACACAGCCAAAAUGGUCGAAAAUACGCCCAAGAGUCCCAAGAAAGAGAAGCAAGAGGACGAAGAAAUGCCGCAAAUUGUUUCGCCACAGCGUACAGAGUUGAAGCCAGUAAAUUCGGACGAUGAGAACUGGGAUGAACCUGAAGUGGAAGCUGCGCCUGUGCCUGCCAAAAAAUCGGAGGAGGAGGAGCCAAAAGAGAGCGAGCCGAUUCCGGACAUCCAGCAGACGCAGAAAAAGCAAAAGAAGAAGAAGAUCAAGAAACGCAAGCGAAACAGCAGCAGCGACGAGGAGAGUUCCUCAUCUGAGUCCGAGUCUAGCUCCAGCUCCUCCGAAGAAGAGGAGGACGACGAGAAGCUUAAAGCGAAAUAUGAUGUUGAGGAUGGCCUGAGGGCCGAACAGAAAGCGGAGGCAGAAAAGGAUCAAGCAGAAGCAGCCAAGGCGAAGCAGGGAUCAGCUAGUCCCAAAGAGGAAGCAUCCGCAGAGAAGCCCGCUGCUGAUCCUCCUGCUGCCGAGGGUGAAGCUAAAGAGGACGGUCAGGCAGAGAAAUCACCAAAACCCGAAGAGGAUGAGAAAAAACAGGAAAAUGGAGAUGCCGCAAAGAUAGACCAGACUGCAGCUGAGCCUGGGGAGGACGCUGAAACCGGUGAGGUGAAACCAGUAACCAUUGACCUGGACAAAGUGAAUACUCCGCGGGCCAUGCACCGAACCUCCUCGAUCUUCCUACGCAACCUGGCUCCCACCAUAACCAAGGCCGAGAUUGAGGCCCUUUGCAGUCGCUUCAGCGGAUAUUUGAGAACGGCGAUAGCAGAUCCGUUGGUAGAACGUCGUUGGUAUCGUCGCGGCUGGAUUACGUUCACACGCGAUGUCAACAUCAAAGAGAUUUGCUGGAGCUUGAACAAUCAGCGAUUGCGCGACUGCGAAAUGGGAGCCAUUGUCAAUCGCGACUUGAGUCGGCGAGUGCGUCCAGCCAACGGAAUUACUUCCCACAAACAGGUGGUGCGAUCGGAUAUCAAGUUGUGCGCUCGGAUCGUCAUGAAUCUGGAUGAGAAGUUCAAGCUGUGGUCCGAUAAUCAGCUCAGCAAGCCCUCGCCUGCCAGUGACCCGGAAGCAGCGGUAGCUGGCAAUGGAAGCGGCCCCAGCUAUGGCUUCAAUUCGAAGAAUCCUGUGCUGCAGAACAUCACCGACUACCUCAUCGAAGAGGCUUCUGCGGAGGAGGAGGAGCUCUUGGGACUCUCCGGCGACCGCAAGGACGGUGAGGGCGAGCCCAUCGAGCGCGACGAACAGUUGCUGUCGGUGCUGGAUCGUCUGGUGCUGUACCUACGGGUUGUACACUCGGUGGACUACUACAACCACUGCGAGUAUCCGUACGAGGAUGAGAUGCCCAAUCGCUGUGGCAUUAUCCACGCCCGUGGCCCGGCUCCCUCACGUGUGACCAGCAACGAGCUCAAUGAGUACAUCAAGUCGUACGAGGGUAAGCUGCUGCAAUUUCUGACCAAGACAGCGCUGCUUAGCGAAGAACAGAUCAAAGAUCUCGGUGCCAAAAAUGCCGACACCGAGGUGGAGAAGUUUGUGCAGGCCAACACCCAGGAGCUCGCCAAGGACAAGUGGCUGUGUCCGCUCUCCGGCAAGAAGUUCAAGGGACCCGAGUUCAUCCGCAAGCACAUCUUCAACAAGCACGAGGAGAAGGUCGAGGAGGUCCGCAAGGAGGUGCAAUAUUUCAACAACUAUUUACGCGACCCAAAGCGUCCACAGUUGCCAGAGCAUCCCGGCAGCGUGAAGCGUCCUGAACAGGAGUCUGCUCGUGGACCCGGAGGAUACCGUCCGCCGAUGUAUACCCCAAUGGCUGGAAUGCCUUAUGGCUUUGGAGGCCAUAUGAUGGGUGGUGGUGGCCGUGGUGGACGCCACUUUGCGCCCGCUCGCAGGGAAUUGCCUUUGGAACACCAGCGCCGGCUUGUCGGUUACCAUGAUUUGGAUGCGCCCGCAAAUUCCGAUAUAUUUGACUAGUUGAUUAGACCAAAUGCAUUGCCAAGUACACAAACAAAAUGAAAAUGAAAUCUGAUCCGAUCUGAUGAUUCCGUUUCCAGCAUUGAGUUCCAGCAAUGCUCCCGAGAAAGAGAAAGAUAAAGAACAAUCCAAUGCAAAUUAUAAAGCUGAUUUAUAUAUGAAAACCGACCGCUAUCUGAUUUCGUGUACAAUGUUUUGUCAAUUGUAUUUAGAAACCGUCUUAACUAGAAUGACGUUGCCGAAACGGGCAAAGCCAUAGACUAAAUAAAUAAACAUGUAAUAUUCCACAAA
This is a messenger RNA of Drosophila guanche, 3246 nucleotides long. It is a transcript of the gene Ars2, whose product is annotated as serrate RNA effector molecule homolog. Gene Ontology annotation, biological process: primary miRNA processing; mRNA processing. The transcript has 8 exons. Gene Ontology annotation, cellular component: nuclear body. Gene Ontology annotation, molecular function: nucleic acid binding. NCBI's taxonomy places the organism in Eukaryota, Metazoa, Arthropoda, Insecta, Diptera, Drosophilidae. Bases 76 to 2955 code for a protein of 959 amino acids. The record is from RefSeq and is a predicted model, not a curated record.